UCUAUUUUCUAAUAAUAGCGACAAAUCAGUAAUAAUUAGCAAAAGUUUUGUGGUAAAUAUAAUAAAGAUAAUGGUGGUUUUGUAUUCUCCUCUAGUGGAGGAGACUAUCUUUUCAGGAGUGUCAACAUCAUAACCUAAUAAAAAAUCUUCCAAAAAAUAAAAAAUAAAAAAACUUGACAAAAAAAUUCCAGACCAUAAUUAAAAAACGAAAGAAGAUAAAUAGAGAGUAAUUUUAUUCAUAAGCAGGGACAUGUAUUAUAAAUAGAGAGUAGUGGGUAGCCAAGGAAUGCAACAUUCCUAAAUUUCCCAUCUCGAUCAUUGCUAUACACUUAUAUUGAUUAUAUUUGAGAAAAUGAGGAGAAUGAUUGUUGAAGUGGGUUGGCUUAUGCUCUUGCUUGCCACCGCUGCAAAUGUGGUGAUGAGUUCACAGACCAAUCAACCUCUCUGCAUACCCAAAGAGAGACAAGCUCUCCUCACCUUUAAGCAAACUCUCAAUGAUACUUACGAUGAUCUCUCCUCCUGGACCAACAGAAGCGCCGACCAAAACUGCUGCAAUUGGCACAGAAUCACUUGUGACAACACCAAUCAUGUUAUUUCCAUUGAUAUUAAUGGGAUUGACACAAUUGGUGGUGACAUUGAUUCUUCCUUGGCUGAACUGCAACAUUUGAAAAACUUGGACCUCUAUCAGAUGAACAUUCGUCGGAUUCCCAAGUUUAUUAGCUCUUUGAAAGAGCUUACAAAUCUCGAUCUUGAAUUUAAUGAGAUUAACUCGGUUCCUGAUUUUAUUGGCUCUUUGAAAGAGCUUACAUAUCUCAGUCUUGCAGGAAAUCCUAUCACUGGAAUUAUUCCUCCACAACUUGGAAAUCUCACCAAAUUGCAAAGUCUUGAUCUUUCAAGCAUUUCUCAGAUGAGUAAUUAUGAAUGGAUCUCUCAUCUCACUUCUUUAAAGACCUUAUCACUGUCUGAAGUGAAUUUCACUGCAGCAGAGUUUCAAUCAUUCAAAGGGGCACCUUUCUUGUCAAGCUUAUCCAUAUCAAAUUGUCUGCUUCCCAAGGUAGAUAUUUCAUUUCUUUCCCAUACAAAUAAUUCCUUUCAUUUUCUCCAAUCUCUUGAGCUAUCUGACAAUUAUAUACAUCCUUUAGCAAUUACAUGGUUGUUAAAUUCUAGUGUUCACCUUACAGAUCUUUGGCUCAUAAAUAACAUCAUAGAUGGUUCCUUUCCAAAUUCCUUUGAACAAACAAAAUCACUUCAAUUUGUAGAUUUGUCUUCUAACAAUCUUGGUGGAACAUUACACGAUCUUUUAAAAAUUCUAUCAGGUUCCACCAAGAAUUCAUUAGAAAAUUUAUACUUGAGUUCUAACCAACUUGGAGGGUUGAUUCUUGAUGACUUUGAAAAUAUUUUUCUGUCUUUGAAAGAGUUAUAUCUUGAUAAUAAUCAGUUGGAAGGUCCUUUUCUUAGUGGUUUAAAAAGAUUUCCUAGUCUUGAAAUUUUGGUUUUGGACAAUAACAAGCUGACAGGACUAUUGCCUGAUCUUUCCUCAAUGCCAAAUUUGACAAGAUUCAGUGCAUUCAACAAUAGGUUCAAUGGUAUUUCAAGUGAAAGUAUUGGGAAGCUUGAUUAUCUUGGUACUUUAGAUAUUUCGUCAAACUCUCUUAUUGGCAUUAUCUCUGAAGUGAACCUACAGUAUCCCAAAUUGGAAACACUAGAUUUAUCGUAUAACCAAGAUGUGAGAUUGAAAUUCAACUCCAGUUGGGUCCCCUUAUUUCAACUCACUUCCAUAACAUUAAGCUCUUGCAUGUCAGGUCCAGAAUUCCCUAGUUGGCUCCAAACCCAAACAAAUAUCGAGCAUCUAGACAUUUCCAAUAAUUCUAUUUCUGGUCCUAUUCCUUCUUGGUUCACAAAUAUAACCUCCAACUUGGGAUACUUAAAUAUGUCCCUAAAUAAUCUUAGCAGCAGCUUGCCUAAUUUUCCACUAUCAUCAUAUAAGAGAGACACAGUAGUUGACUUAAGUUUCAACCAAUUCCAAGUUUCUAUCCCACCGUCUCUUUCCAUCAAUGCAACACGUUUGCUUCUCUCCAACAAUGCAUUUUCCGAGUUUAGGUCUUUUCUAUGUGAAGCCAAAGAGGAGAGCAAGAAAGCAAAAUUGAUUGACCUUUCCCAUAAUUAUUUAUCUGGAAACCUGCCUGAUUGUUGGGAGAGUUUUCAAGACUUGCUUAUUUUAAAUUUAGGAUAUAAUAUGUUGUCUGGCCAUAUCCCAAGCUCAAUUAAUAUGAAAAAUGUUGCUACUCUGCAAUUGAGGCAUAAUAACUUUUCUGGAACUUUGCCUUCCUCAUUGGAAGACAACACUUCACUUCAAGUUCUAGAUUUGACGAAUAAUACUUUGGAAGGGACAAUACCACCAUGGAUUGGAGAAAAACACACUUUGGUUUUUCUUAGUUUGAGAUCAAAUAAAUUUUAUGGAAAUAUACCAUUGAAUCUUUGUCGUCUUACUCAAAUCCAAAUAUUAGAUUUAUCUUUGAAUGAUUUAUCAGGAGCCAUCCCUUCUUGCAUCCAAAAUUUCACAGCAAUGAUUCAAAUAAUGGAUGAUCAAGAAGCCACCAUCUCCACAUUGAUUAAGAUACCUUCUAUUACUAGGCGUUAUGAAAGAAUUGUUAAAUAUUAUGAAAAUAUUGCCUCAAUCACUUGGAAAGGAAAAGAACACGAAUAUGAAGAGAUUUUGGGAUUACUAAGAAUUAUUGACUUAUCAAGUAACAAAUUGAAUGGAGAGAUUCCUAUUGAAGUGACUGAUCUCUCUCAAAUGGUUCAACUGAAUCUAUCAAGGAAUAAUUUGAGUGGAAGAAUUCCUAAAAAUAUUGGGAACAUGAUGAGGCUAGAAGUCCUUGAUUUGUCCCACAACAAAUUAUAUGGUCCAAUUCCCACAGGCUUGGCUAAAGUAUCUUCUUUGAGUUACUUGGAUCUGUCAGAUAAUCAAUUGUCAGGAAGAAUCCCUACUGGUACUCAAUUACAAACCUUUACUACUUCUAUAUAUUCCAUGAAUUCUGGACUCUGCGGACCUCCUCUAUCAAGUUCAUGCCCGGGAGAUGAGACAUUCCAUGAUCAUUCGCAUUCAACUUAUUAUGGCAAUGAAGGUGAUGAUGAAAAUGGUGGAGAAUGGUUUGACCUACUGUGGUUUUACAAAGGAACUGGAGCUGGAUUUGUUAUCGGAUUUUUUGGCAUUUGUGGAAAUUUGAUGAUCAAUACUUCUUGGAGACUUUCUUAUUUUAAGGUGAUGCAUAACAUAGGAGACUGGCUUUAUGUGAUGAUCAUCAUUAAAUGGGCUUUGUUGCGGAGAAAACUAUCCUUGCACUAAUUAUAACCAGAACACAAGUUUGAUGAAAUGGAAGCUUGGAGCUGGGAUUGAUAAUGUUGUAUUUCAAUGCCAUUCAGUUGUGGUGGUGGCCAAUAUCGUCGUCAUUUCUACAACUUAUCAAUUUCUCCAUGUUAUAUUUGAAGUUCCAGCUUUGGUUUUGUUUUAUUAGUUUCUGUUGAAUGUUGUUAUUGCUUGUUUUGUUGGGUCUUUAGUAUGUGUUUUUGUUGUGUUUUCGUUGGGCCCUGUUUUUGUUGGAAAACCUAUUGCAAUAAAUACAAACUUUUUUCUCUUUGUA
Molecule: messenger RNA, 3644 nt
Organism: Humulus lupulus (European hop)
Lineage: Eukaryota; Viridiplantae; Streptophyta; Magnoliopsida; Rosales; Cannabaceae
Product: receptor-like protein EIX2
Exons: 2
Coding region: 353-3349 (998 amino acids)
Molecular function (GO): protein binding
Source: RefSeq, a predicted model, not a curated record